Molecule: messenger RNA, 2900 nt
Organism: Mercenaria mercenaria
Lineage: Eukaryota; Metazoa; Mollusca; Bivalvia; Venerida; Veneridae
Product: polypeptide N-acetylgalactosaminyltransferase 5-like
Exons: 14
Coding region: 403-2625 (740 amino acids)
Cellular component (GO): Golgi apparatus
Source: RefSeq, a predicted model, not a curated record
CCAUUGAUCCUUGCAUUCAGCUCUAAUUAUUAGCUUGGUAUUAACGUAUAAAUCUUAUAUAUUGAUAAUGAUCAAACAAAAGAAAAACGGUUAUCUAUCAGUGAACUGACAAAUUUAGUUAUAAGGAAGUGCAUAGGAUUCUAUAUUAAUUUUAAAAAUGACCAGAAUACGUAAUUUUGGACAUUUGCGAUGUUAUGAAAUUAUUUUACAAGCCAGUUAAUCGCUACAAGGAUAUAUAUGUCUUUCUCCGAAAAUAAGAAUAUUGUGGUAGAAAAAGAAAAUCAUAGAAUGUUUCAGAUGAUACAUGUGAAGUAAUAAUUUCAAAGGAAUUAUAUAAAGUCAAAUUCGACGCGUUACAAACACACAAUUAAAGAUUAGCAGUCAGCAAAAACUAGGCAAAAAAUGGGAAGGAAAGUACACACUGGACGAAUUGUCCUCGUAUUUGCUCUUUGCUGGACUUCGGCAACUUUUCUCAUUUUUCAGCAUUUGGACAACCCAACAAAAAUGCAACAUCUCGGACUAAAACAGAUUGCACACGAUGAUGACGGAACGUUUCCGUACUUGAAACCUAAACACACGGAGAUACAACAAUAUAGGAAUAAAAGUGAAUUUUUACACAAAUUAUUGCGCCAGCUUUCUGAAAAAUCAAAAGAAACUGAAAGUGACAUAAACAAAUUGAUUAAUGAAAAUAAACACUAUCUGAAAGCUGAGCCUUCAGACUCCGAGGAAGUCAAACUCAUGUUAAAACAGUUAGAUGGUUACAUGAAAGUGAUUAACAAAUCGCCCACAGCAGUGAAUGGAACUAAUAAUGUCUUGCAAAAUAAGAAAUUGAGAUAUCAAGACGUUGAAGAAGCCAAAGAUGACGAUGCCGAGGAUAUCAAGAAAUCAGUUGCUAAUAGAACAGACAUCGAGGCAGUGGAUGUUAAAACAAUAAGCAAACCAGAUCUGGUGAAAGAAGUCAAAUAUAGAAAUGAAACGGACAAAGAAGAUAAAAGCAAAACAAAUAUAGAUCAACAUUCAAUGUUACAGGAUGCUUAUGAAGUUAAUUACAACAAAAUAGAAGGUGACCCACCGCCACUUCCACCGGCAGUUUAUGAUUUCAUGGGACCUGGAGCACCCGGCGAAGGUGGUAGAGGCGUUUUCAUCAACGAAUCUGCGCUUUCUCCUGAAGAAAGUCUGAAAUUCAAAGAGGGUCAAAAGAGAAAUUCAUUCAAUGAAUAUGCAAGUAACAUGAUAUCAGUACACAGGAGUUUACCUGACACAAGAGAUCCAAGUUGUGCACGACACUUCCGAGGUGAUCUUCCAUCAACAAGUGUGAUAAUCUGUUUUCAUAACGAGGCUUGGACAGUAUUACUACGCACAGUUCACAGUGUCCUUGACAGAUCCCCUGAACAUCUUAUCAAAGAAAUCAUACUCAUAGAUGACUAUUCGGAUAUGGAUCACUUAAAAAGACCUUUGGAAUUUUACAUGUCAAAAUUAGAAAAAGUUCGUAUUGUUAGGACAACCAAACGGCUGGGUCUCAUCAGAGCUCGUUUAGCUGGAGUAUCCGUGGCUACAGCGCCGGUGCUUACAUUCCUUGAUUCGCACGUGGAAUGCUUCCCGGGCUGGCUUGAACCACUGCUGGACAGAGUACAUGAAAACUAUACAAGAGUUGUCGCCCCUGUCAUAAAUAUGAUCGGCUCUCACACAUUCUCCGCCAGCGGCGGAACGGCUACAUCUGUCGGAAUGUUCAAGUUGAUUACCCCAUCUUUCAACUGGAUGCCUUUACCAGAACGGGAACGGAAGAGAAGAAAAUCAAAUGCAGACCCUAUCCGAACGCCAGCCAUUGCAGGAGGACUUUUUGCGAUAAACAGGGAAUAUUUCAUAAAAAUGGGACAAUACGACGCUGGUAUGGAUAUAUGGGGAUAUGAAAACAUAGAAAUCUCACUCAGAAUAUGGAUGUGUGGCGGAUCCCUUGAAAUACAUCCAUGUUCGCACGUUGCUCAUGUGUUUCGCAGUUCGAGCCCGUACAGUUGGGGCCACCAAAAUAUCCAGAAUAUACUCCGACGUAAUGCCGUAAGGAUGGUCGAAGUUUGGCUGGACGAGUAUAAACAAUUUUACUAUGAACAAAUUGGAUAUAAGUUGGGUGAUUAUGGUGACGUAACGGAACGAAAGAAGUUACGUGAACGUCUACAGUGUAAAUCUUUCCAGUGGUACAUCGAGAAUGUCUUUCCUGAGAUUGAAAUACCACCGUUCAGUCGUUUCGUUGGCGAGGUUAAAGGAUCUGGUACGAGGCAAGCAAUGUGUUUAGACAGUAUGAGUCAUGUUGGAAAUGGUAUGCCGGUUGCUAUGGUUCCCUGUCAUGGUAUGCAAGGAAAUCAGCUCUGGAAAUACACAAAGAAGGAUGAAUUUAGAGUGGGAGAGGGAUGUCUAUCAUACAGUGACCGGAAACAUUUAGUCGUCUAUUACCACUGCGGAGAAGAUAAACCAGAAUAUCAAAAGUGGAUAAAACAGGAAAACGGACAAAUUGUUCACACAGUAACCAAACAGUGUCUGGAACGUACAACAAAUAACAAACUUAUCUUGGAGCCAUGUACAGAAGAAAAAGUCUCUCAAAGAUUUUCAUACAUAUCGGCAAAUCAAUAACUUACAGCCACUGGAAAAAGAUUUUUAUAUUCUCGCCAAUACACACCAAAUGUUGUCAAAUACAUAUGUCGAUAGUUUAAUUAUCAGUGCGCGAGUGUAAUGAAUUAAUCUGAUGUUUACUUCAAAACUGACCUUUCCUACAAAGGUCUAGAAUUUUCUAUUAACAAAACUUAGGGGUGCAUGAUGUUCCUUUGCGUGUAUCAUCCUGUAAUCACAUGCGGUCUACCUAUAUUGAAAUAUUUAUCAAAUUUUUAAUAAAAAUGUGAACAACCUUU